CGCCGCUUUCCCCCGGAGCCGCCGCGAGGGCUGGCCUGAGCCGCUCCCCGCUCCCCGCGCGGCCGGCGGCGGCGCCGGAAUGUCGUCCGGCACCAUGAAGUUCAACGGCUACCUGAGGGUCCGCAUCGGCGAGGCCGUGGGGCUGCAGCCCACCCGCUGGUCCCUGCGCCACUCGCUCUUCAAGAAGGGCCACCAGCUGCUGGACCCCUACCUGACGGUGAGCGUGGACCAGGUGCGCGUGGGCCAGACGAGCACCAAGCAGAAGACCAACAAGCCCACGUACAACGAGGAGUUCUGCGCCAACGUCACCGACGGCGGCCACCUGGAGCUGGCCGUGUUCCACGAGACGCCCCUGGGCUACGACCACUUCGUGGCCAACUGCACCCUGCAGUUCCAGGAGCUGCUGCGCACGGCGGGCACCUCGGACACCUUCGAGGGCUGGGUGGACCUGGAACCAGAGGGGAAAGUGUUUGUGGUAAUCACUCUGACGGGGAGUUUCACUGAAGCCACUCACCAGAGAGACCGAAUCUUCAAACAUUUUACCAGGAAGCGCCAAAGGGCUAUGCGAAGGCGAGUCCACCAGAUCAAUGGACACAAGUUCAUGGCCACGUACCUGAGGCAGCCCACCUACUGCUCCCACUGCAGGGAGUUUAUCUGGGGAGUCUUUGGGAAACAGGGUUAUCAAUGCCAAGUGUGCACCUGUGUCGUCCAUAAACGCUGCCAUCAUCUAAUUGUUACGGCUUGCACUUGCCAGAACAAUAUUAACAAAGUGGAUUCAAAGAAUGCUGAACAGAGGUUUGGAAUCAACAUCCCGCACAAGUUCAGCAUCCACAACUACAAAGUGCCAACGUUCUGCGAUCACUGCGGCUCCCUGCUCUGGGGGAUAAUGCGGCAAGGACUUCAGUGUAAAAUUUGUAAAAUGAAUGUACAUAUUCGGUGUCAGGCCAACGUGGCCCCGAACUGUGGGGUGAAUGCGGUGGAGCUGGCCAAGACCCUGGCGGGGAUGGGCCUCCAGCCCGGGAACAUUUCUCCGACCUCGAAACUCGUUUCCAGAUCGACCCUAAGGCGACAGGGAAAGGAGGGCAGCAAAGAAGGAAAUGGGGUCGGGAUGAAUUCUUCCAGCAGACUCGGCAUUGACGACUUUGAGUUCAUCCGAGUGUUAGGCAAGGGGAGUUUUGGGAAGGUGAUGCUCGCAAGGAUAAAAGAAACGGGCGAGCUCUACGCUGUGAAGGUGCUGAAGAAGGACGUGAUCCUGCAGGACGACGACGUGGAGUGCACCAUGACGGAGAAGAGGAUCCUGGCCCUGGCCCGCAACCACCCCUUCCUCACCCAGUUGUUCUGCUGCUUUCAGACGCCGGACCGCCUGUUUUUUGUGAUGGAGUUUGUGAAUGGAGGUGACUUGAUGUUCCACAUCCAGAAGUCCCGCCGUUUCGAUGAAGCACGAGCUCGUUUCUAUGCUGCAGAGAUCAUCUCGGCGCUCAUGUUCCUCCAUGAGAAGGGAAUCAUUUACCGGGAUCUGAAGCUAGACAAUGUGCUGUUGGACCACGAAGGUCACUGUAAGCUGGCUGACUUCGGAAUGUGCAAGGAGGGCAUUUGUAAUGGAGUCACCACGGCCACCUUCUGCGGCACCCCUGACUACAUUGCUCCAGAGAUCCUCCAGGAGAUGCUGUAUGGGCCUGCAGUGGACUGGUGGGCCAUGGGCGUGCUGCUCUACGAGAUGCUGUGCGGUCAUGCGCCGUUUGAGGCUGAGAACGAAGACGACCUCUUUGAGGCCAUACUGAAUGACGAAGUGGUCUACCCCACUUGGCUCCAUGCAGAUGCUACAGGGAUCCUAAAAUCUUUCAUGACCAAGAAUCCCACCAUGCGCCUGGGCAGCCCGACACAGGGAGGCGAGCAUGCCAUCUUGAGACAUCCUUUCUUUAAGGAAAUUGACUGGGCCCAACUGAACAGUCGCCAGCUAGAACCACCUUUCCGACCCAGAAUUAAAUCCCGAGAAGAUGUCAGUAAUUUUGAUCCUGACUUCAUAAAAGAAGAGCCAGUUUUAACUCCCAUCGAUGAGGGACAUCUGCCUAUGAUCAACCAGGAUGAGUUUAGAAACUUUUCCUAUGUGUCUCCUGAAUUGCAGCCCUAGUCUAAUGGGGAAAGAGAGAUGGUAGGAGGAUCGAAAGGGAAUAAAGACUUCCCAGGAAUUUUCUUUGUGGGGACUCCCCAGCAUCCGCCUUAGAACACAGUCUUACCUUCAAGGAGCAGAUGUUCACCGCCUUGUGAAGGACGGAACUGCAAGAGAUCGACCGUCUCAAGUCCAGAGAAAGCCAUGGCACUGGAAAGAGCUGACACAGCAAUGAGAUUUUGUGAAGACAUCGCCGCUUCUUCCGUGAGAGUCCAUGGCUGCUUCGGGCUUGGGAUAUUAACAGGAGCCAAAAGGAGAGGCUAUGUGAAGAAAGAAGUAGGUUGUACUUCUGAGGGAAACAGGUUUUUUACUUCGAGACAGAAAUCAGAACUCUCUGGGGACCGUUCAGUGCCCUUGGUCAAGCCAGUGAAGCACAGUCCGCCCCGCAGCUCAGUCUUCGAGCAGACUCUAAAUGCUAAUGAAGAGUGUAAAUGUCUUCUCAAGGAAAUGAAAGGUUCCUUUCCAAAUAGAAUGAGUGCCGCCUCAUAUGUACUCGGAAGAAGUAAAAACUGAUACCUUCACGCUCCCAACUCAAAGCCCAGUGUGGAAAACAGGCACUGGUACCCAGACGAUGAUCACAGCAGAUCCUCUGACCCCGACUUUCCGUAAGAGAUAUUUAUUGAGCGUCCAGCGAAAAGGUGCCCCGGCCACAGUAGCUCUACCUUUGUGAAGCUUCCAUUCUGCCUGGGCCUUUUAAUUUACCUGAAUAGUGUUUGCAUUCUGUGGAAUGCCUCUCCACGUCACGUGUCACGUUUCCUCGUCUGCACAGAACUCUUUCUUGCAGAAGGGUCGCGGCCGGCCCGCUCGGCUCAGCGGCUGGUGAGCUUCGGUGGUUGGCUGCCGGCUGCCCUAUGAAGUCUGACUGCGUCCGCCUCACCCUGGACUCCCGGCUGAAGAUGUGCACGCUGUUUAUUUAACUUAUGUUGUCAGAAAGAAGUUUGUUUAAAUGUACACUUCCAUGGUUAGAAAUGGAUCCUGUAAACAGGGCAUAUAGCAAAAACAGACCUUAUAACGUAGAACCAAAUAAGACACUGGAAAAUUUUAUGUGGCUGGAAAUAAAUACAUUUUGUAGCAAAA
Messenger RNA from Chinchilla lanigera (long-tailed chinchilla), 3247 nucleotides. RefSeq names its product protein kinase C, eta (gene Prkch). Gene Ontology annotation, molecular function: diacylglycerol-dependent serine/threonine kinase activity; ATP binding. Lineage: Eukaryota; Metazoa; Chordata; Mammalia; Rodentia; Chinchillidae. The record is from RefSeq and is a predicted model, not a curated record. Gene Ontology annotation, biological process: protein phosphorylation.